AUGGCUUGCGGGAGAGGCUGCUGCUCCCGCGCGAUGAACGAGGAUAACGCGCGGUUCCUGAUGCUGGCGGUGCUGAUCAUGCUGUAUCUGCUGUGCGGCGCGGCGGUGUUCUCCGCGUUGGAGCAACCGAAGGAGCGGCAGGCCAAAGAGCGGUGGGCGCAGCGCAUCGAGAGCUUCACCCAGAAGCACAACCUCACCCGGACCGAUUUGGAGACCUUUCUCCGGUUCUACGAGGAGGCGAACGUCGCCGGUAUCCGCGUGGAUACACUCAGACCUCGCUGGGAUUUUACCGGCGCCUUUUACUUCGUGGGGACCGUUGUGUCGACCAUAGGUAAGCUCAGAAACAAAGCCAGAAGGUUCAGUAAAGACUGCGGUGUAUUGCAAAAAUUGGCUCUUUUAAUCUAAAUGCACCAUUUGAAUCAUUUAGAAUAGGUGCCAUAUACCUGUUUCACGUUUACGCGCAAUGACGCAGGGAUGAGAUGACAAUAACAUUUUUGUAAUAUUUUUUUUUGCAUACCUUUUAAAAAAUGCGUCAGUGUUAUAAUUCAGGAAAUUAGUUGCACUUCAAAUUAUAUGAGGACACUGUGACACCUUGACAAACUGAUACCCUCCUUUGGCCUAUUGUAGAUGACCUGCAUACAGAGGAGACAAGUUACAUUGGAUACAGGAAAAAUACUUAUCUCAAAGUGACAGAGCCUUGACCCUUCUCAAAAAGAUGAAGUCGGUCUCAGAAAAUCAAUCAUCAGUUAAAUGGCAGCUCCUAUUUCUCCCAGGUCAUCAUGCUUUUAAGGCGGAAGGAAUAUGAAUGUCAAAUUACUAAUGAAAAGUGACAUCAGUUUUGCUCAAAUAUUCUAUGGCUAUUAAUUAUUUAGGAUUUUUAUUUUCAUUGUAGAUAUUCAUUUUUCUUGUUUUUACUGUUUCCUGUAGGCUGUCAACCAUUACAAAUCAACUACAGUUAAUUAAGGACAUUGCCUCCCUCCUGGCCUCCAUAUUUUCUUUACUGAGAGUAUGCAUCACAGAGAUAUAACCCAGGGGUGGCAGACGAUACAGCCAGAGGUUUGAAGUUGAGUACAUGUUGAUGCUCAAAGGCUGUUUGCACAGUAUGGGUAUACCGCCGUCAACAUCAAUAAGAUAAUGAAAGGUCAGACACACAAACAGAAGCCAAUAAAGCCAUUCCUGUAGCUACACUCUAGAAAUGAGGGGUUCAACAAGGGUUAUUCUAAGAUCCUCAAAGUUCUUCGAAGAACCUUAUGGUUCUUGGCACUGAAAAUUGCCACCAAAGGGUUCUUCCAAGAACCACAUAGGAGGUGGGGUUCAUCGAGGAACCUCCUUAGUUGGUGGGGGUUCUUGCAGGAAUGUAACUGCCCAACUGAAACAUUUGGAUUUGAAAGGACAGCAGGUGCAGGCACUUAACUUUGUAUUUUUUUUCAUUUAGAUCUACUCAAUUUAAAGUAAGGUUUGUCCCUUAUAUGAUCUAAAUUGAUAUUGUUUUAUGAUGAUACCAUCUAUCUUUUCAUAUUUGUGUAAAUCUUUCUAAAACAGAAAAUGGACACAAUUCAAUGGAUAUCAAGCAACAGGUAAGAAUAUGUAUGCUAUAAGAAUAUGUUGAAGGCUAGCUGUAUUGGGUGCAGAUGAAUGAACUGCUCACUUUUGUGUCUGUAGGUAUACAGACGAGGAGGCAUACAAAGGUAUGUCAAUUGGUAUUGGUAUGUUAUGCAGAUCACAUGUACCAUCCUCCCCCUUACCUCUUCAAUGAAAAUCCCAUAGGCCUCUACAUUAUGGACAAGGCAUGUGUAUGAAAACCAUUAUCAAAACAGUUUUUUUCAUUCACAUUUAUCACAAAAACCAAGGUAUGAAUACUGUCGUGUGCAUGUUUUGUUAAACAUCUGUAUAAUUACUAUUUUUUGGAUUCACAGACUUCACCCUCCCUACACCUCUGAUGAAUAUAACAGGAAACCUGUUCGAUCACCAUGCACUGCAAAAUCAUUCUGGCUAUGGAUACAGAGAACAUCAACACAUUAACAUCAACAUGCCAGAGGAUAUACCCAUUGGACUUGGGGCUCUGCUAGGAGUUUUCCUCAUAUUUAGAUUUUUAUAUUCUGCUUUGCCACUAAAAUCAUAAUAAAAUUGACAACUAAAAUAUUGUGUUAUUGUUGUUAUUGUUAUGCGUAUUAUUAUUAAUAAUAAUAGGGGAAACCCAAAAAGUUAUUUGAAGAUCCAUUAAAAGGGGUUCUUCGAAGAACUUAUAGGGGUUCCCCCACAGUCUCAAUUUGAAGAACCCCUAAAGGAUCCUCCAGGAACCUUGACUUUUUAGAGUGUAGCAUCUCCUUUCCCUCUCCUCCAGUAGCCUAGUCUCAAGCCUGUUCAGUUGAAGCCCUGUCUCUUUCUUUUUGAAGGAUGAGUUGUUUUAGAGAUUUCUCUUUCAUCUCCAAGGAGCACAUCUGUGAAAAUGGUAAUGAAACACCACCCCACCCCUCACUAAAUUAGCAUUUCACUCAAGGGGAUGGAGGAGAGGAGCGAGAAAUGAGAAAGAGAAAGAGACAGAUGCUUAGAAAACUAGAAGUAUUAUGAGACAUCGUCACCUAUGGCAACCUGGUUUACAUUAUUAUCCUUUACCUUGGAAGUGAACGAGGGAUGCAGGGUGGGCUUUUUAGGAACAGACAGACAGGGUAAUGUUAGGUCAUUAUGAUGAGUAAACUCUCUGAUCAUUUUUCUUUCUCUCUCUCGUCCCUCCCCUCUCUCUCGCUCCCCCGUAUCUCCCUCCCUCUCUCCCCCCCUCCUCUCCCUCCGUCCCUCUCUCCCCCCUCCUCUCCCUCCGUCCCCCGCCCACCCCGGUCAGGAUUUGGCAUGACCACCCCGGCCACGGUCAGCGGCAAAGUCUUCCUCAUCUUCUACGGCCUGAUCGGCUGCGCCUCCACCAUCCUCUUCUUCAACCUCUUCCUGGAGCGCAUCAUCACGGUGCUCGCCUUCGUCCUCAAGUCCUGCCAUGAGCUGCAGCGCCGGCGCCAGGGCAUCAUGCCCCGCGAUGGCCACAGGAAGGCGCCACCGCCAGGACCCAGAGAUAGAGACAGGGACAUUCUGGCUGGAUGGAAGCCUUCAGUGUACUAUGUGAUGCUGAUUCUCUGUGUGGCCGCUGUGGUGAUCUCCUGCUGUGCCUCGGCCAUGUAUUCGGCGGCGGAGGGCUGGGGAUAUCUGGACUCGCUGUACUUCUGUUUUGUGGCAUUUAGCACCAUCGGGUUUGGGGACAUGGUGAGCAGCCAGAGGGUUGCAUACGAUGGGAACCAGACAACCUACAGACUGGGGAACUUCCUGUUUAUAUUGAUGGGUGUCUGCUGUAUCUACUCGCUGUUCAACGUCAUAUCCAUCGUCAUCAAGCAGGUGAUGUUUUUAUGUAGCUAGUUUGUCCAUUCUGUAGCUCUAAGGCAAAGCGAGAGAGAGAUGAGAGAUAGAGAGAGAGAGGAGAGGAGAGAAGGAGAGCGAGAGAGAAGAGAGCGGAGACAGAGAGAGAGAGCGAGAGAGAGAGAGAGAGAGAGAGGGAGAGAGACGAGAGAGACGAGCGAGCGGAGAGAGAGAGAGAGAGAAGAGAGAAGAGAGAGACGAUCGAGAAGAGAGAAGCUAGAGAAGAUCGCUGAGGUCUCGCUCUCUCUCGCUCUCCUCUCUCUCUCUAUCUCCUCUGCUAUCUCUCUCUCUCUCUCGCUAUUCUAGCGCUCUCUCUAUCCUCUCUGCCUCUCUCCUCUCUCUCUCAUUACUGUCACACACACCACAGGAGGUUGGUGGCACCUUAAUUGGGGAGGCCGGACUCAUAAUAAUGUCUGGAAUGGAAAAAACGGAAUGGUAUCGAACUCAUCAAACACAUGGUUUCCAUGUGCUUGUUACCAUUCCAGCCAUUAUUAUGAGCCGAGCCCCUGUGGUACACACACGCUGCCCAGCUUCUUUCUCUAGGUAUGUGGGGGUUUCACUAGAGCACUAUUAUUAAUUUAUGUUUCUGAAUUUUAAAGUUUUAUAAAAACAAUACAUUUUCCCAAAACUCAAGCAGACUCUUAACUGGCUGCUGAGAAAGCUGGGUAUUCUCUGUUGCCGAGGCUGCUGCCGCUGCUCCGCCGGGAUCGGGAAGAGACUCCGGCCACGGCGGAACGCCGUGAUGCCCAGCAGCACUGGACACGUACACCGGCGGGCGCGGCGGACUGUCUCCAUAGAAACGGACGCGGUGAACGAGAGCGAGACGGAUGGAGGGCGGCGGAUGUCGGGGGAGAUGAUCUCCAUGAGGGACUUACAGGCGACCAAUAAGGUGAAUGUUCCGGGUCAAAAGCAUGGUUCACUCUGUUACUUUCAUUUCUAGUCGAAAGUGUUGCCCCUGCUCUUGUUUAUAAAUGGAGUUUUUUUUUCAUGGGGUUUUAUUUACUGUAUUUACAGUAUCUAGUAGCACCUGGAGUGGCCAUGAAUUGAAAGGGAUGAAUUGAUAUCAAAGUUUCAGACUGCACCUGAUUCAUGUUGUUUAGUGCUGUUGUCGUGCAAUAUAUGGAAUGUGUGAUCUAUUGUCUAUAUUGUUCAAAAUAUAUUUUUGUAUAUCCUUUUGGUAAGCAAGCAGUUUGGAGAUGCAAACGCUAAACUGAUUUAACUGUCCAUUGAGACAGGAAGAUGAUUUAACUGUCGAAAGAGACAGGAAGCUGAUUUAACUGUCCAAGGAGACAGGAAGUUGAUUUAACUGUCCAAAGAGACAGGAAGCUGAUUUAACUGUCCAAGGAGACAGGAAGUUGAUUUUACUGUCCAAAGAGACUGGAAGUUGAUUUAACUGUCCAAAAAGACUGGAAGUUGAUUUAACUGUCCAAAGAGACAGGAAGUUGAUUUAACUGUCCAAAGAGACAGGAAGUUGAUUUAACUGUCCAAAGAGACAGGAAGCUGAUUUAACUGUCCAAGGAGACAGGAAGUUGAUUUAACUGUCCAAAGAGACUGGAAGUUGAUUUAACUGUCCAAAGAGACUGGAAGUUGAUUUAACUGUCCAAAGAGACAGGAAGUUGAUUUAACUGUCCAAAGAGACAGGAAGUUGAUUUAACUGUCCAAAGAGACAAUAAGUUGAUUUAACUGUCCAAAGAGACAGGAAGCUAAUUUAACUGUCCAAAGAGGCAGGAAGUUGAAAGAAUGUUGAAGCGCGAGGCUAAACUUCUCAGGUGUUUUGGUCCCGUAGCUAUCAUGUUGUAGCAACCUGAAGCACACCCUUGCUCGUGUUGGACUACUCUGUGUGACUGUGAGAGCAGUCUCGAGUCACGCCCAUUUCAAUAUCUGCGAUGCUGCUCGUUGCGACUUCAUCUAGCUGAGUCUACCUUUAAAAUACCUGCAGGUAUGAGCCUUUAUUAUCUAGAGUGGACAGACUGCGUAAACAUAAAUGGUACCGUAAUUGAGAAUCUGACCAAAUAACAUGAGAUUUUAGUUCUGAGUUAACCGAGAUUAUAGCCUUUAUAAUGUCUUAUCUUUCAUCUACAUUGAACAAAAAUAUAAACGCAACACGUAAAGUGUUGGUCCCAUGUUUCAUGAGCUGAAAUAAAAUAUCCCAGAAAUGUUCCAUACGCACAAAAAGCUUAUUUCUCUCAAAUGUUGUGCCCAAAUGUGUUUACAUCCUUGUUAGUGAGCAUUUCUCCUUUGCCAAGAUAAUCCAUCCACCUGACAAGUGUGGCAUAUCAAGAAGCUGAUUAAACAGCAUGAUCAUUACACAGGUGCACCUUGUUCUGGGGACAAUAAAAGGCCACUCUAAAAUGUGCAGUUUUGUCACACAACACAAUGCCACAGAUGUCUCAAGUUUUGAGGGAGCGUGCAAUUGGCAUGCUGACUGCAGGAAUGUCCACCAGAGCUGUUGCCAGAGAAUGUCAUUUUUAAUUUCUUUACCAUAAGCCUCCUCCAACAUCAUUUUAAACAAUUCCUGGAAGCUGAAAAUGUCCCAGUUCUUCCAUGGCCUGCAUACUCACCAGACAUGUCACCCAUUGAGCAUGUUUGGGAUGCUCUGGAUCGACGUGUACGACCGCGUGUUCCAGUUCCCGCCAAUAUCCAGCAACUUCACACAGCCAUUGAAGAGGAGUGGGACAACAGUCCACAGGCCACAAUCAACUGCCUGAUCAACACUAUGCGAAGGAGAUGUGUCGUGCUGCAUGAGGCAAAUGGCGGUCACAACAGAUACUGACUGGUUUUCUGAUCCACGCCCCAACUUUUUUUUAAGGCUGUGACUAACAGAUGCAUAUCUGUAUUCCCAGUCGUGUGAAAUCCAUAGAUUAGGGUCUAAUGAAUUUAUUUCAAUUGACUGAUUUCCUUAUAUGAACUGUAACAGUAAAAUCUUUGAAAUUGUUGCAUGUUGUUUAUAUUUUUGUUCAGUAUAGUUAUUAAAGUAUCACGUGAACCUCUCCUCUCCUCUGCAGGUGAACCUCGCACUGAUGCAGAAGCAGCUGUCGGAGGCAGCAAAUAAUGGGAUCCCUCGGCCGUCCGGCUCCAACCAAAACAGACUAAAUGGAUUUUCUGGAGGAGUGGGGGCGCUGGGCGUCAUGAACAACAGGCUGGCUGAGACCAGUGUCGACAGAUGA
Messenger RNA from Coregonus sp. 'balchen', 6566 nucleotides. Lineage: Eukaryota; Metazoa; Chordata; Actinopteri; Salmoniformes; Salmonidae. The record is from the annotation of a GenBank genome assembly.